AGGCUUACACUAUUUCCAAGAUGUAGAUGUUUUAGUAAAGACGGGAACAACUUUCUUCAUUUUUCCUUUUACAACUAAGUACUUACAACAAGUCACAGUAUAACAGAUAUUGAUAUGCUUUCCCAUGAUUAACAGUAAGACAAUGGACGAGCAGAGACGGCGCUCUACAUCGCCCCUUCAAGAGCGUCUGCUUAAGCAGAAUCACCGUCAACAGGACGACGACGCGCCUUUUUUUCAACAAAAUGCAAAUGCUUCACCAAGACAACAGUUUUACUGCAGUAACGAAAAUUUAACGACUUCGGCUAGCAGUUUCAGCACUCACGCACAGAACGCGGCUCGUGCUGCUUACACGAAUCACACGACGCACCUGCCGAAGAUCACACCAUCAGCGACACUAUUGCCGCUCUCGAAAAUGGCGCCAUCCUUGCCUUCCUCGUCCUUAAUGUCAGCGAGCCACUCGAUUUACCAGCACAACAUCAUGAAGCAGGUGGAUGAUUCUAGGUGCCAGGGCACCAUCAUGAAGACGAAGAAUGAUUCUAGUUACCAGAACAGCACUACGAAACAGAAGAAAGAUUCUACUAGUGACCAAGACAGCAUCGCUAAGGGGCAGAGUGAUUUGGCUUACCACUACCAGGACGCGGCGAUGAAGAAUGAUUCUAGUUACCAGGACAACAUCAUGAAGCGGCAGAAUCGUUAUCAUGCCAGUCGCCUGGACAGAAUCAUGAACAUGAAGACGACGGAUGAUUGUAGUUACAUGGACGCCACGAGCAGGCAGAUGAAUGAUUCACCUCCUUACCAGGGCAGCAUCAUGAAGAUGCAAGGCGACUGCACUAGUGACCAAGACAGCACCAUCAAGCGGCAGAGUGAUUUGGCUUACCACUACCAGGACGCGACGACGAAGAAGGAGGAGCAUUCUAGUUUUCGGAAGACCACAAGCGCUUCUAGCUACGAGAACACAAAUGAGACGAAAAACAGCGACAGCAACAUGAUGGAGAGCAGUCCGCUAAUGAAUUUGCGCGAAUCUCGCAACAUCGACGCCAUCGCUAAACCUGAUCAUGGUGGAGAAGGAGAAAAUAGUCCUCCUCGUAGUAGGGUUUUCGAUUCCUCCAAGAUGAAUCUUCUUACUUCUCCUAUGUUGCAGCUUUCUGAGGGCAAGGGUGGAGAGAAUACAGAGCCGCUGAUGACUCGUGAGCGGCAGAAUGAAAAACAAUACAACAGUCGCGGUUUUAGUGAGAUCUCUCUGAGGGGGAUUGGUAGUAGGGUUAGUGAUAUUGGGAUGCAAGGAAUACAGUUACAGCUACCACUGUCACUGUCGAAUAGUCCUGCGUCAACAUCUGUCGUGGUAGCGUGUGAAAGGCCCAACACUAUGGAACGGCGUAGUCUUGUUAUUUCACCUCCGAGAUCACGAUCGCGGCCGCAAAGAGACAAAUUUAAAGGCCGCGCCUUUGAGGAUGAAAACAAGAAGGAAGACGAUACGGACGAGAUGAAAUCGCGCCAGGCUGCAGCACCCUUUUCCCUUUUGCAGCCGGCUUUUGAGGCAGGAAGCCCGCUAGCUUCCUCGGCGUUUUCCUUAGCAGCAAGCCGGUGGAAGAGCCAAGCUCCUGCUGGGUCAGAAAAUUAUGACUCGCCUACUUUUCAGAUGCAGUAAGAGACCAGCCGGCAUUUUUUCAGACCUAAUACUUUCUUGCCUUUUAGUUCUCUGAGAGUUGAAGAUAGUAAUGGUACUUAGCUAGGUGAGCUGGUCCAAGAAUGGGAACAACUUCAUCCCCCCAAGGCGAUUUUCUACGCGAAUUAGUACUAAAGACCUUAACAGCGCUUGCGCUUACACUUCUAACGGGCGCAGUCGCUCGGAGCUUUGAGGAAGCCUCACCGCUACGGUCGGCCUGCAAGGAGUCUAUCACGGCCUGCCCGCUUCCUCGCGGCGGCUGCGUGUGUGCAGAUUGCCGGUGGGAUUCAUCAGCAACACAAAGGAGACGAGUACGGAAUGAAAGUGCUCACAUGGUGGACAGGCUGCCUCUGUCAAUAACCCUUUACUUUGUCUAAGGUAGCACGAUAUAUUAGACUGCUGAUGCCCCCAGUCGUGGCGCGAAUGUGCCGGGCCGUUCUGCUUGGGUUAGGUCAACCUUCCUACUGGUUACUCAAUAUUAUACUGCUUCCAAAAUGGUUUCGUAUUCGUGGUAGAUACAUAGGUCUAAGCAGUUGUAAAAACGAAAUAAACCUAGAUCGUCAGCGAAUAAUAAAGUCCCUGAUACAGUAAGCGAUGGCGGUAACGACCAACCCCCUUCACUAUCAUACGAAGGCAGACCCAGAGACCACAGGCAGAGGCGAAGGGGAUGGAGAGACGCAAGGUGGGCCACCAGCAGGCACCGAGGGAAGCAGGGGACGAGGCUACGGCAGCAACAAGGUAACUCGUGACCGUGCUUGGCUCCUGGAAGAAAAAAAGGACCUGACUCUUCGUAACCAGUCCUCCAUCUUCGACGAGAAUCCCACCGGCGUCACGAGUUCUAAAGCGGCUUCUGCUUCUCUGCAAGACAACCCGUCCACAACAACAACUACAGAUGUUGAACAAAACGCCGAGCAGGAUAGUGCUUCUUCUACUUUCCAAAUCAGGUUGGAACAAGGUGGUGACGAGGUGACUAGUAGUCAAGAGAAAUCUUCUCCACCUUCUGACAGCGAUGUGCUCGGUGUCACGGUUUCAGCGUCUUUGUCUUCAGAUGGCACACGAGGCAUUGCUUCAGAAACUCAGGAUCUAGCGGCCUCGAGCUUUAUCACUGCUUCAGCCUCAGAGCGUGUCAUAAAGGAGUCUUGCGACAAUCCGGACAGCAAGGCAGUUACUGAGUUGCCAGAUGAAAACACGAGAGCAAGGCGGGUAGCGCAACAGCUUCCCGAGCUGACUAAACCAGAGGAGUUGCUCUCGUUUUUCGAAGCCUGUACCAAUCGGAAACAAAAACAACACCAAGACGCAGC
Amoebophrya sp. A25 is the source of this 2967-nucleotide messenger RNA. Lineage: Eukaryota; Dinophyceae; Syndiniales; Amoebophryaceae. The record is from the annotation of a GenBank genome assembly.